AUUUUCAGAGAGAUUAAAUGAAAAGCUGAGUGAUGCUGAGCACAUAUGCUGAGAAAAGAAGUAUGUUUAGCGUUGGUGGGUUGAAGUUGCUACUGAUACUCUCAGUUAGUGGAAAUCUGCUUUCCGAGAUAGAUCUUGGUAGCAAUAACAGGACGGGAAGUGAUAUCAUUGACAACGAAACAACGAAACUACCAAUAUUAUCAAUUGUUGAGCACAAUGAAAAUGUGGAAGAAAAGAAAAGUUCGAUGGUGAAACGUUUUCUUUUCAAGGAGGAGUAAUCCUUUUUCGAACCCUGAAUUUAUUUAGCAUUUGAACUGUAUUCCAAAAUUUUUCAGGCUAUAUUUUUCAUACUUUUGGUGAUUGCUGUGUCAACAUUGGUCGUGCAUAUGCUUAUCGUGUCUAAAUUAUAUUUUAUACCAGCAAGCCUAACCAUAGUUCUUUUGGGGAAGUUUUUAUUAAAUGUUGUCAUUAUUCAUUACGAAGUUGCUCUUUAGAUUAACUGCGGUGUAGCUGGACUCUUGGCAAAGCAUGAAUUGAACUUGUUUUUCUAGUAAAGAAACUUCUCUUACUCAUUGCGCAAUUCAUGAUCCUUAUUAGAAAGUAGUACUAUUAAAACAAAAGCAAAGGGUUGGCGAAGCCCAACUGUUUAACUCCAUCGGGUGGCGACACAUUUUUUCAGCAAUAGCUUUUUGAGUUCUCCAUAUUAAAAAGAAUCUUAUUAUUUGCAGAUUUUGUUUUAUUUGAGAAAAUUUGUAGGUGCUAUAAUUGGUCUGGUGCUAUCAUAUAGCAAAAGAGAUUGGACAGAAGUGGAAACAUUUAGUCCCAAUAUAUUUUUUCUUGUUCUUCUUCCCCCGAUCAUUUUCGAGAACGGUUACAACCUACACAAAGGCGAUUUUUUCACGAAUAUGUUCCCGAUCUUAUCAUUUGCUACACUUGGAACAGUAAUAUCUGCUGUAACUAUUGGUUCAGCGCUAUACAUCCUUGGCCAGGCUGAUUUAAUAUAUAAAAUGAGUGCCGCCGAGAGUUUUGCAUUUGGCUCAAUGAUUUCUGCUGUGGAUCCAGUUGCCACACUUGCAAUCUUUCAAGCAUUGAACGUUGAGCGAAUGCUAUAUAUGCUUGUUUUCGGUGAGUCCAUGCUUAACGAUGCCGUUUCCAUCGUUCUUACAUCUAGUUCUCUGGACAUGUCUCUUCAUAAUUUUACAUGUUCAACAUCAGGCAGCUUAUUUUUCCCAAUAAUCUCCAGAUUUACAUAUAUCUUUCUCAUAUCUGCUCUUCUUGGUGCUUUUGUUGGAUUUCUUUCAGCACUGUUGUUCAAGUACGUUGAUCUUCGUAAAACGCCAUCACUGGAGUUCGCUUUGCUACUUAUAUUUGCAUAUUUGCCGUAUGGUCUUGCAGAAGCCAUUUCGCUUUCAGGUAUAAUGGCUAUUUUAUUUUGCUCAAUAACUAUGUCUCAGUACACUCAUUUCAAUAUUUCACCUAUAACACAAAUCACUAUGCAACAGACAUUCAGAACAUUGGCAUUUGUGGCAGAAAUUUGCACCUUUGCAUAUUUGGGACUGGCUUUAUUCACAAUCAAGCUUCAAUUUCAACCAAUGUUUGUGUCAUGGAGCAUUUUGCUUUGCUUCGUUGGCCGUGCAUUCAAUGUAUUUCCGCUUGCUUAUCUGGCCAACAAAUGUCGUCGUCCUCAGAUUUCUAUGAAAAAUCAGUUCAUAAUGUGGUAUAGUGGUAUGAGAGGGGCCGUCGCAUUUGCAUUAGCUUUGCAUAUAUCGAUAGAAAACGAGGAAACAAAAAGAGUUUUGCUAACAACAACACUUUUCAUCGUGUUAUUCACCAUUCUUUUUCUUGGUGGUACGACUUUACCUAUGCUGCGAAUUCUAAGCAGUACAUUUCCGGAGAAGAAGCAGCGAAAGAGUGUAGGAAUACGAAAAGCGAGUGAUAGGAAUAGGUCUGCCGUGGUGCUAAGUAAAACACAAGAAAUGUUUAUAUUCGAUCAGUCGGAAUAUUUGACUUCUGGCACAGAAGAGAUUGGUAAAUUUAGUAAAUAUGAGGGAAAUACAUAUAAGGGAGCUGCUUACAAAUUUAACGAGCUAUUUGUACGACCACUCUUUGUCCGCAGAUAUACGCUGCAAGAGCUACAGGAGAAUCGAAUGAGUAUGCAUCAAAUUACAAGUAAAAUACUCAGUGCAGAUAGUGGUGGUCUAAUCCGGCAUUUCUCUACCGAUGAAACGUCCAGUACUUCUUCCACAGCCCAACCGUUAUUAUGACUUUGACCUUUACUGAACUUCUAUUGCUUACAUAGUUUUACUUUUUUAUUGUAAUCAGCAAAUAAAUGUAUCACUAUCGGAUGAUCAUUAAAUUAGCCGGUAGUGGUAUAUCUUCUGAUUACAGGAGUGUCCAGUGCUCCUUUCCCCCCUAAUAAUCAUUCUGUUCGAUAUGUUGUAUACAAUGUUGGGG
This is a messenger RNA of Loa loa (African eye worm), 2454 nucleotides long. Its product is annotated as sodium/hydrogen exchanger 3. NCBI's taxonomy places the organism in Eukaryota, Metazoa, Nematoda, Chromadorea, Rhabditida, Onchocercidae. Gene Ontology annotation, molecular function: sodium:proton antiporter activity. Bases 906 to 2264 code for a protein of 452 amino acids. The record is from RefSeq and is a predicted model, not a curated record. The transcript is spliced from 13 exons. Gene Ontology annotation, biological process: regulation of pH; sodium ion transport; proton transmembrane transport. Gene Ontology annotation, cellular component: Golgi apparatus; membrane.